Molecule: messenger RNA, 1144 nt
Organism: Physella acuta
Lineage: Eukaryota; Metazoa; Mollusca; Gastropoda; Physidae
Product: transcription factor Adf-1
Biological process (GO): regulation of transcription by RNA polymerase II
Cellular component (GO): nucleus; transcription regulator complex
Molecular function (GO): DNA binding
Source: RefSeq, a predicted model, not a curated record
CACGGCACAACACACGCUGUGUGCCUGUCAUCCGCCAUGUUGUAUCAGUCAUAGAGCAUGCGUUGUAUGAUGUUGGAUGUUGACCUAGUUAGUCGAAAGGGUUUGUUUUUCUUCAAUAAAAGUACUGUUUUGUUGAAUUGUUCAAACUUCAAAGAUGCCGAAAGGGAACCGCGAGUUCUACAGUCAGCUGAUCCAGGAGGUCCAGGCCCGGGAGUGUUUGUACAACCCCGGCCACCCACAGUACAAGGACAGGCUGCGGCUGGACGCUGAGUGGGGGGAGAUCGGCCAGAUCCUGGGGGUGUCGGGAAACGUGGCAAAAAAAACCUGGCAAAAUCUCAGGAGCUCCUACAGCCGCUGCCUCACCGGCAACAAAUCCAUGAACGGAUCGUCUGGGAAAUCGACAUGGUACCUGAAGGAGCAGAUGGACUUCCUACGCGAUCACAUGACCUGCUCGUCCAUGUACGACCCCAGCUUGGACCAAUCAGACAACCUCAUGGUCGAAGACAUGGGUCAGUCUCCGGACGAGAUGGUAGAUAUGUACAUUAAAGAAGAGGAGAGGGAGCUCGAAGACUCGACCAACGACUCGGCCACCUCCUCGUCUUUUCUCUCCGUCCACCCCGUGUACCCCGUGGCGAAGAAGCCGAAAAUCACCCUCGCGCCCCUGGCUCCCCCCAGCAAUAACGCCAUGGCGGACGCUUUUCUCAAGUACAUCUCCUCAGAUGUGGACGAGGACUUGUUGUUUUUUAAAGGGAUUCUGCCCAAUGUUAAACAGCUGAACGCGCGAAACAACCGGAAGUUCAAACACGCAAUCGCGAACUAUCUUUUUGAGCUGCUUGAGGACCAGGAAACCCCCCUCGAGGAGACGCCCAAAUCGGUACAGACGUAACAGUAAAAGUGGAAUACCAAUGUAAAAUACGAGUAAAACAUAAGGGACUUCUGUGUGGCGGUAUAUGGAUUUAACUAAAAGAAACACAUUAUUUUAUGGUGUGCUUAAAAAUUGUUUAUUUGUUCGAAUGAUUUUAUUAUGUUGUGUUUGUUGCAUGAUUCAAAAUAGGUUGUAGCAUAAAUCAAUUUACAUGAAUUAUUGGUCAAAUUAUAUACUAUUUUGUCAAAAAGACUUGUACAUAAACUUUAAAUUGCCCUC